UAUGCAUUUACAUACAUGCCCGAACGGCCGCUGUUGUCAUUUUCCUUCUUUCCCAAGGUUUGCAGCCACCAUCAGCAAACUAGGGUUUUCAAGAAUCCAUUCUCAUUUUCAAGAAUCCAAAACCACCCAGUGCUAGUGUUUUUUCAAGAAUUCAAUCUCAUUUUCAUGGCAGCAUCAGCUGAUGCCGCGAAUUUCGGUGGCAAGACGAGCGUCCGCAUCGUCGUCGUCGGCGACCGCGGCACCGGAAAAUCCAGCCUCAUCGUCACCGCAGCUGCCGAUUCGUUCCCCGACACCACCCCACCCGUGCUCCCUCCCACGCGCCUGCCGCCGGAUUUCUACCCCGACCGUGUCCCGAUCACCAUCAUCGAUACUUCAUCGAGUCCGGAGCACCGGAGUAGGCUCGGACAGGAAUUGAAGUUGGCAGAUGCGGUUGUACUGACAUAUGCAUGUGAUGAACCGGCCACGCUUGAUCGGCUGAGCACGUACUGGCUUCCAGAACUUCGUCGGCUGGAUGUGAAGGUGCCGGUGAUCGUGGUUGGGUGCAAGUUGGAUUUGAGAGAGGAGCAGCAGGUUAGCCUGGAGCUGGUGAUGUCACCGAUCAUGCAACAGUUUCGGGAGAUCGAGACUUGUAUAGAAUGCUCGGCAUUGAAACAAAUUCAGGUCAUGUCAACAAGGUUCUACAAUCAGUGUCAUGCAAAUACGUUAACAAGUGGUUGACCAUCAACAUUAGGU
Magnolia sinica is the source of this 732-nucleotide messenger RNA. Its product is annotated as mitochondrial Rho GTPase 1-like. Gene Ontology annotation, cellular component: mitochondrial outer membrane. Bases 16 to 717 code for a protein of 233 amino acids. The transcript is spliced from 3 exons. NCBI's taxonomy places the organism in Eukaryota, Viridiplantae, Streptophyta, Magnoliopsida, Magnoliales, Magnoliaceae. Gene Ontology annotation, biological process: regulation of mitochondrion organization; mitochondrion organization; small GTPase-mediated signal transduction. Gene Ontology annotation, molecular function: GTPase activity; GTP binding. The record is from RefSeq and is a predicted model, not a curated record.